Molecule: messenger RNA, 1227 nt
Organism: Phaeoacremonium minimum UCRPA7
Lineage: Eukaryota; Fungi; Ascomycota; Sordariomycetes; Togniniales; Togniniaceae
Product: putative mgs207 protein
Exons: 1
Coding region: 1-1227 (408 amino acids)
Molecular function (GO): oxidoreductase activity
Source: RefSeq, a predicted model, not a curated record
AUGGCGAACCUACUCUCCUACGUGCCUAUCAUCAAUCAAUUCGUCUCAUCCGGCAACGCAUCACAGGCCAUCAAACUCGAUCCCGUCGAGGUCCACAAUGUCGAGACAGCUCCAGAGAAGCGGCCGCGGACGCUGAAGCACCUGAUCCGCGCAAACCACGUCAACCACUCCAUCAUCUACCAUGACCUGCGGUUCGACAACCACAUGCCACACAUUCUGUCGUCGGCGUACCUGCUAGGCGCAAGCGUUGACCAAUUGCAUCACAUCUACGACAAGGAGGCCCAGGAGCUUGAGCCGUGGGAGGACUCGCCCGCCGAGCUCACCGAGGAGGACUGGAGAGAGUUCCUAGGCGACAAGCUUUACCAGAGGGCUUUCAUUGACUUCUUUGAAGAUGCCUUGGUAUCGAAGCAUUCGUACAAUUGGAAGAAGGUCGUGGACGAGUACAUAUUCAGUGGAGAGCAACCUCUUGUGAAUGGACUCAUUGGUGGGCUGGGACAUCCGUUGAUCCAUCUGGGAUAUGCCUAUGAGAUGGACAACCGUGAGAUUGCCAUGGAGGCUCUGGGGCUUUCUGCAGUGCAAUACAACUACUUCCACAAGUACAUCGACGACAAGUCAUAUACGAAGCCGUCGCCGUUCAGCUCGACGUCGCCUCUCGAUCUCCUGCACAAGCUCCAGCAAGACACGCGCUUCGACGGCCUCUUCAAAGACCGCGGGUUUGACAAUAUUGAUGUUCUGUUUGAGAAGCACGAGCCACUCAUUCUGGAGUACUGGAAUGCGUGGAAGUUUGAGGAUCCCCUAAAGCAAUUCCAGGAAUCCCAGGAGGCAGCAGUCGCCCUCCUUGUUGCAACCGUACCACCGGGAACUCACUCGUAUAAUUUCUUUGUCGUUCAUCUACUUACAACCAGCCACGCCGUCAGGAUACUUCUGCCAGUCAUUCCUGUCAAGUUCCAUGUCAACCUGGUUAGGGAAUGGUGGCUGUUGACGCUGGCAGUAUACAUCGCGGAGCUGCGACCCAAAAUCGAUCCUGACUACAUUCCGUCUCCGUCAGGCAAAGGGUGGACAUACGUGGAGGACAAGGCGAUCAACUCGCGAUGGGCCACCGAUGCACACUUCGUCAAGGGUGUUAGAGCCAUGAAGGAGGCAGCACGGACCUGGGGCGAUGUCCAUGAUCGAUACUUAGCGGCAGCCGUGAGGUUCGUCGACGAUUUCGAAGGUUGGACGUUUUAG